This is a messenger RNA of Chinchilla lanigera (long-tailed chinchilla), 2731 nucleotides long. It is a transcript of the gene Spdya, whose product is annotated as speedy/RINGO cell cycle regulator family member A. The record is from RefSeq and is a predicted model, not a curated record. Gene Ontology annotation, cellular component: nucleoplasm. Gene Ontology annotation, molecular function: protein kinase binding. Gene Ontology annotation, biological process: positive regulation of cyclin-dependent protein serine/threonine kinase activity; G1/S transition of mitotic cell cycle; positive regulation of cell population proliferation. The transcript is spliced from 8 exons. NCBI's taxonomy places the organism in Eukaryota, Metazoa, Chordata, Mammalia, Rodentia, Chinchillidae. Bases 1589 to 2524 code for a protein of 311 amino acids.
UUUCCUCCACCCAAGUAGUUUGGGAGAUUGGGUAGAAUGGGCCAGAAAAGGAGUGAGGAAAAAAUCCAAAGGCGUUCUCUGUGACAUCUACCCUUUCCCAAAUCUGUACCAGCUGUAAACAGCUUCAUUGUCUGUAUGGCCACACUUUUUAUAGCUGUCAAAUGGCAAUGUAGUUAAAAAACUAGAAAUGAGAACAUUCAUGAAUUAAAACCAGAACUUUAGUGAGCUGCUUCCCCAAUAGCUUUCUAAUUUAUAUGCAGUGGCUGACUUUAAUACGUAAAUUUUGUGAAAUACUGAGUUGUAAAGAUUUUGGGAUCUUAAAGAGGACCUUCACUCAACUACUUUCCCUUUGCUUUGUACGUAUAUCCAUCUCCCCUGCACAGCUCCUUGUGCCUGAUAUUUUACUUGUGUUUAUACCUGGCUCAGAAGUUACAGAAAAGUAGUGCCAUGCUAUUUUCAUUAUUUUGGUAUUUUCCCUGUCAUUUUCAGAUACACUGCUGUCUAUUUAGUGGAUAUUCAUUAUUCAGUAAGUCAGUUAUACUAAAAGCUGGAAAUUAGUAGUCAUGGGAAAUUCUCAUACUUUGCAAAAGAGAGGAUCCUCAGGAAAAGCCAGAGGAAUAAACCUGAAGCAGCCAUUUCCUCAAUAUUUUCACAACCAGUUGAUGCCUCUUGACCAGUUCUCUCCUUAAAUGGCCGGGAAGAAAAUGUCAAAGGCCUUUGUCAGGAAAAACUAUUUCUCAGAUUGCCCUCUCUUCGUGUAGUCAUCUUGCUCUGUGAGAAUCUUAAAGGAACACUCGAUCUCCAGUGUUACUGAUUAAGAAACUAAGUGCCGCAAAGUACCACAAAUAGGCGAGGCUAAACCUGUUUUCUAAGUAAUAAUUAUAGUAGCAAAAAAUCUGGAAGCAAUCUAAAUGUAAGAAUGAUGUAUUGCUGGGAAUAUAGCUCAGAGGCACAAGCGCCUUCCGGGCAAGCACAAGGUCCUGAGUUCGAUUCCCAGUACCAAGAAGAAGAAAAAAAGAAUGAUGUAAAUACGGUUUUUCCAUCCUGGAAUAUAAUUACAAAUGAAAGUAGCAACAUGAAAACAAGGGUGUGCAGUAUUAGUACCAAAGGGGGGGGGGCAGUUAAUAGGGCUUAUUUGAAAGGGAAGGGAUGCCGGUAGAGAGAAGCCGUGAAGAAUCUUGUUUAUUCAGCACGCAUUUGUUAACUGCACACCUACUGUACCCCCGGACUUGGACAAGGACUCGGAUGAAGGAAGGGAAGAAAUCCCUACUGUAGACAACUUAGAGCGCACUGGUACUUUACCGCUCCUCGUAAAAAGCGUUUUUCCGCACUGUUUUGGGUUGAGCGGCUCUUCGUCGUUCUGUGUGAUUGAAUUGUGCUGUCAACUGUGCCGCCACAACGUUCGCUGCGGACUCUCGGACUCCCGCGCGCCGGGCGCUGGGCUCGGUGUAGAGAGGAAUCGAACUCACACUUGCCAGGCAGGCGCUGUGUCCCUGAGCUGAAUCGCCAGACCUGAUAUUUUAAAAUAUUGGUUGAAUCCAUGUAAAAAUUCAUUAAAGGAUUUUGCCAUGAAUCUCAGGAAACCAAAAUGAGGCACAAUCAGAUGUGUUGUGAGACACCACCUACUGUCACUGUUCAUGUAAAAUCAGGGUCAAAUAGGUCACAUCAGCCUAAAAUUAAUCUUAAGCGUACUAUUUUUAAAGAUAGUUGGCAAGCAUCUGACAAAAAUGCCCAUAAUAACAACAAAUCUAAACGCCCUAAAGGGCCUUGUCUAGUUAUACAGCGUCAGGAAAUGACUGCUUUCUUCAAAUUAUUUGAUGAUGAUCUAAUUCAAGAUUUCUUAUGGAUGGACUGCUGCUGUAAAAUUGCAGACAAGUAUCUUUUGGCUAUGACCUUUGUUUAUUUCAAGAGAGCUAAAUUUACUAUACAUGAGCAUACCAGGAUAAAUUUCUUUGUUGCUUUGUAUCUGGCUAAUACAGUUGAAGAAGAUGAAGAAGAAUCCAAAUAUGAAAUUUUUCCGUGGGCUUUAGGGAAAAACUGGAGAAAAUUAUUCCCUAAUUUCUUAAAGUUAAGGGACCAGCUCUGGGAUAGAAUUGACUAUAGGGCUAUUGUAAGCAGGCGGUGCUGUGAGGAGGUCAUGGCCAUUGCACCAACACAUUAUAUUUGGCAACGAGAGCGUUCUGUACAUCACAGUGGAGCUAUCAGAAACUACAACAGAGAGCAAGUUCAGCUGCCCCGGGGACCUAGUGCCACGCCAGUAGAUUGCUCACUCUGCGGUAAAAAAGGAAGAUACGUUAGACUCGGAUUGUCUUCAUCAUCAUCUUCAUGCAGUGACAUGGGAGAGCUGAUGGAAAAACACUCUUGGGAAUCCCACAAUCCAUUAUCAAUGGACAUAAUAGGUGACCCUUCUCAUUCUUCUAGUUAUUCUCAAGUAGCAAAUGACCAUCAAGCAAGCAAAGAAAAGAAAACUGAUUUCAUGAAGAAAGACAAAUCUAUGGAGUGGUUCACAGGAAGUGAAGAAUAAGAUAGUUCAAUUAAAGCAACUUGGAAUCAAUAGCUACAAAAUGUCAAAUGCAAGACAAACGUCAAAAUGGGACACUUAAGCAAUUUUGCAAUGUUACACAGCUUUCUCUAGCUUUUGUUAUCUUUCAAACUUUUAUGUAAAAGUUAUACAAAUCAUAGUAAUAGCUAAAAAAUACCAACCUAUAAAAGUAGUGAUCACCAAUAUAAA